Molecule: messenger RNA, 1475 nt
Organism: Gavialis gangeticus (Gharial)
Lineage: Eukaryota; Metazoa; Chordata; Crocodylia; Gavialidae
Gene: COMMD9
Product: COMM domain containing 9
Exons: 6
Coding region: 51-602 (183 amino acids)
Source: RefSeq, a predicted model, not a curated record
UUCCUCUCCUGAAAUCACUUUGAGAGCUGCGACUCUUGGAGGAGAGCUGAAUGCAGGCUUCCUCAAAGGAUGUAGUUAGACAGCUGUGCCAGGAGUGCUUUUCUAGUUCAACAAGUGGCUCAAACAGGUUAAUUGACAGCACCUGUUCCAGUCUGUCUGUAACACCAGAAGAAGCAGCUCAACUAAUCUGCUCUUUGCACAGCCUCACCAGGCACGUUGUAUAUCGAGGCCUGAUGUCACCAGAAGAAAUUCUCCCUCUUUUCCCAGGAAAUUUCCACCAGAAUUUAAAAAACCUCUUAACCAAGAUAAUCUUGGAAAACAUCUCUGCCUGGAGGAAUGAAGCUCAAGCAAAUCAGAUCUCCUUACCUCGAUUGGUUGAUAUGGACUGGAGAGUGGACAUCAAGACUUCUUCGGACAGCAUUAGCAGAAUAGCGGUCCCAACCUGCCUGCUACAGUUGAAGAUUCAGGAGGAUGCUGCCUUGUGUGGGAAUAACCCAAUGAUCUCUGCAAUGACUGUCGAGUUGAGUAAAGAAACCCUGGAUACUAUGUUAGAGGGCCUGGGAAGGAUCCGGGACCAGCUCUCUGCCGUUGCAAACAAAUGAAUGCCUGGGGUGUACAUCUCAGCUGCCACUCAAACCUGGAAAGGACCUCUCCUCCAUCUUAAUUCAAGCUCUCUUACUUUCUGGGAUCUUGCUCUCUUUGUUAACUAGAAAUUUUUUUUAAUGAAUUGUUUUGCUGAUAACACAGCUUUUCCCAGGCAAACACUUAAACGUGCCCUUGGUCCAGUGCCAAAUGUAUUUACUAAUGUUGAAUGAAAACUGGUCUGUAUUUCAAGGAAGGAUUUAAAGCCUCAGAGUCUGACUUAAUCAUGAGGGCUGGAAUGGGAAUAACAAACACCAGCAACCAAUGAAGCGAAUUUAUCUCCCUGCCCUGAAAUAAGGGACUUAAAAAGCUCAGGCUGGCUAAUGGGCUAGCUUCCAGCAUUAGCAGACAUUGAGGGUGCUUCUCUCUUGACUAUGCAUGUAUGGAGGUGCAUGCUGUAUGAAUCUUUUUCUCUCUCCCUCUCAAUGAGGCACAGCCAUGCCGCAGAUUGUUAUUACAGGAUAAUGCUUUGAAAUAAGGCAAUUAUGCUGUAGUGCAUUCCCUUCUGAUCAGCUGUGUAUCACCAUUUGCAAAAUGACUGAUCUGAACUCCUCAGUCUAAGUAACUGGGUUGGAACAUCUUUAGCAGCAUGUAAUUUCUUCCUUCCAUUUGAAAAGAAAAGGGGGGUUUGAUCACAGGUGUUGGGUUUAUUAGACUUAAGCUUUGUCUUCUGCAAAAAAAAAAAGGAAGCGAAGACAGAAGGUAAAGGAUCAAUAGCAACUGUCUGUACCACAAAAAGCCUUUGUGUGGCAAUCAGUGCCUGUACUCCCCGACAUGUCAAGUUAUAGGUUUGUGUAAAACAAAUCUUUUAAUAAAAGACACAAUUAAACUGC